AGGUUGCGGCGUUUCGCUACACAUUUGAAGGACCGGCAUGGUACUCGUACUGCACAAGCCCCAAAAACGGUACCGGAGGCUGGUGCGAUGUGCUGGAUGGAUUCGAAUUCCAGCGCUUAUUUCGCUCCGUCUCCACCGCAACUUACCACCACCCCCACCAACUAUUCUUCCCCGUAUUUGCAGGACUAGUUCAACCCACUCUCUUAUUCCGCACGCCGUCCCGCGAGCAACUCUUGCUCUUAGACUAGCUUUCGCGCAACUCUCCAACUCAAAAACCGUAGUCCUCUACGCCACCUCCCCUCCAUGUCCAUGGCGCGCAAAGCUCGCCAACGGAUCAGCUAUGGUUUGUUCCCCGUGCAUUCUCGUGGCGAAGCGACUGAUCAAAGUUGCAGUACUACCACUAGCCAACUCUCCUGGUGGGCAUCGCUUAGGCGUCAAUAGUCUCGCUGUCGAUAAACAGGGAAUUCUGUAGGUUUAUCUCUCUUAGUCAAACUCGAGAGUACCUGCCAGCCUCCGAGGGCAUUUUUAGCUGACGUAAUUUGGUUGGAACGAAGUUAUUCAGCCGGUCGUGAUGGCGCCAUCUGCUCUUGGAAAAUCGGCGUCGAUCUCACAGAUGGCGCAGCAAACUCAGUGACGAUCCCUCGCCCCACUCCUCGGCCCUCCACCUUUUGUGCACAGGCCCAAGCCCAUACCCACUGGGUUAACGACCUUGCGCUCUGUCAAUCUAACACUGCACUUGUAUCUGCUUCGUCAGACCUGACAGUAAAGCUCUGGCGGCCUCAUGCAACCGACCAAUUACCACCGGAGACAAUAGGCGUCCAUAGCGACUAUGUCAAAUGUCUUGCGACACCCAAUGAGCAUUCGGAUUGGGUUGCUAGCGGGGGGCUAGACCGAAAAAUCAUGGUUUGGGAUCUCAACGGGGGUGGUGAGAAACUACAGAUCGAUGUGGGUGAUAGGGGCACUAACCCUAAGGGCUCCAUAUAUUCGCUGGGAAUUGGAGGAGGUAUCAUAGCCAGCGGCGGUCCCGAGAGCGUGGUUCGUGUUUGGGAUCCACGAUCGGGUCAAAGGGUCACAAAGUUUGUUGGGCACACCGACAACGUGCGAUCAAUUCUUGUCAGCCAGCAGGGCAACAUUAUAUUGACUGCCUCCUCCGACACCACAAUCAAGAUGUGGAGCUUAACUGCCGGAAGGUGUAUCCAUACCCUAAGUAUGCAUAACGAUAGUGUUUGGUCACUCUAUUCGUCCCAUCCCAACCUGGAUAUCUUUCACUCUAGCGAUCGCUCAGGAUUGGUAGCCAAGACUGAUGUCCGAAAUGUGGAUGAGAUAGAGGAGGGUAUAUGUGUGGCAGUUUGUCAGGACCAAGAAGGUGUAAAUAAGGUGGUUGCUUGUGGUGGCUACCUCUGGACUGCAACCCAAAGUUCUAGUAUAAAUCGCUGGCUAGACGUGGAUACCAACGCAGAUAUCGGCCCGGAUCCAAGACGCCCCAGGCUGACUUCAUCAGCCAGCGCUAGGCCAAGGAUCAUAAAUUCACCCCCACCACCAGGUGUUCCAAGCUCACCAACAGCCGCUGGACCAAAGCAGGCAACCAUCCCCGUAAAUGCCCUGCUGAGGCUGUCAACAACGUCCGCGUUCCCCUCCAAUGUUAGGGACCCUGAUGCUGUCACUGUGUAUUCAAUACCUAAUGCCCGACAAGCUUCAAUAUCAGAAACCAUUCUCGACGCCGAUCCCGGUAUCCUGGUUCCCGUAAACGAUCUUCCAGACGAAACCAUUGAAGGACAGCACGGUCUAAUAAAGCACUUUUUAUUAAAUGAUAGAAGGAGGGUCUUAACCUUAGACACAGCGGGCGAGGUUAUGAUGUGGGACAUACUGAAAUGCAUGCCGGUCAAAUCCUUUGGCAAAAGACACCUCGAGGUUGUUGCGGCCGAAGUAAACACUGUUGAAAGUGUGGCGAACUGGUGUCAAAUAGAUACUCGAACGGGUCGGCUCGCCUGUGUCUUGGAAGAAAACUACUGUUUUGAUGCUGAGAUGUAUGCCGAUGAGGCCGACAUCGAAGACGCAGUGGAGUUCAGGGAUGAUCAAAGAAGUGAGGACUGCUUAUAUACCCCCAUUUUUGGAACAGCACCGCUGCUAACAGCUUUCAGUUAACCUUGGCAAAUGGGUCCUCCGUUAUCUUUUCAGUAAUCUCAUUAACGAAGAGAUUGCUCGUGAUGAAGAUUAUAGGAAAAGACUCGACAGCGAUAGAGAGAAACGUGAGCAAACACGACGUGCCAAUGCGCCUCCACAGAUUUCAAUGCCACCAGUCACUUUCUCCUCAUCGGAUAUCAGCACCCAAUCUCCCGGAGGGGCCGGCGCUGCCACCCCUAAAGCGUACAACGGGUUUUCGCUAUUUCCACAAACACCGGGUAUGGCAAUCGGCCUUGCAAGUCCUGCACUAGCCCUUGGACCUGCUAAUAUUGCACACGCUGGAGAGGCGGCACCACUACCCACCACCAGCGAAGAAGAGAAUGGGCCAAGAGCUUCCCUUUCUCCCACUACUAGGGGAUCAAUUGACAAGCCAGCGACUAAUGACUAUUUCUCAGCCGGAAAUAAUGCGAUGCCAAACAAACUAACGUCAUCUGGCCCCUCACAAGGCGAAGCAGUUGACGAUGCUCCCGCAGCCCCCUCCACGGCGGACAAAGAAAAGGAAGAGAAGGAUUCAUCGCUUCUUGGGAGAUGGAGAUCGUUCGGAACUAGGAAAUUGGGUCGUUCUGCCUCCACGGACAUGACAAACAAACCCACUGUAUCAACGGUCGACGAAAAGCCAUCUGAAGACGAAUCUGCGAUAUCUGAUAAGCCCGAUCCCUUAGAAGACACGCUCCUAGGCGUCUUAAAGAAGAUCCGGGGAUCCUAUGAGAUCCAGGUUCGGGAAAGGGUGGGCGAACCCUUUAGGAGCAGCAUUGCUCCUAGCUUGCCCCUCGAAACGCCAGUUUUAAAACCUCCCGGAAAUACUACAAUCAUUAUCCAAGAGGACAGACUUGAUUUCGGAGGGGUUGCGGAUCUAUAUAGGGGCACAGUCGCCUGUGUUGGCGAGGAUGCGGAUUUGCUCGAGAAAGUUGCCCCAGCCUGGCUGGGAGACCUUAUUCUUCUUAACCGUAUCCCACUAAAGGAGACCGUUAAAGUAAGCUUCGUUCUAAUACCAUGGCAGGACAAACUCCCCCAUCUACCUAGCGAGUCUGGAAGGUUAGUCACAUUCACCACCGCCCAUCUCGGGUGCCUAUGCAGAUCGGCCACCUCAAGUGCUAACAUCCCAUAAAGCGAAGGCAAAAAUUCUAGGUUAAACGCAAACCGCAUGUUAAGAGCGAAAAAGAUUGUAGCUUAUGUUGCAGAAAGAUUGGAGCCCCCUUUCACAACAACUACGUUUGCUCCAGAGAUCAAAGAGGGCGAGAGCCCCCCAAAGCCAGAGCACUGGCUUGAGCUUCUUUGUCACGGCCAGGUUUGUGUCAUCUAGCUGUUUAUUAUAUCAGCAACAACCUACUUACUCAAAGUUCAGGUUGUGCCCCCAGCCAUGACAUUGGCGACCAUGCGCUCCUACGUCUGGAAAGCCCAUGGAGACGUGGUAAUUCACUACCGAAGAAAAGAUGGAGCUGCUGUGUCGCCAGCCUCGUCGACUACAGCGGUUGAAGUUGAAAAGGAUGCUAAUGGAGAAGGGGCUAUGGGUAAUGUUACCACUAUUCGAUGA
This is a messenger RNA of Tuber aestivum (summer truffle), 3718 nucleotides long. Lineage: Eukaryota; Fungi; Ascomycota; Pezizomycetes; Pezizales; Tuberaceae. The record is from the annotation of a GenBank genome assembly.